Messenger RNA from Rhizoctonia solani, 768 nucleotides. Its product is annotated as pectate lyase. Lineage: Eukaryota; Fungi; Basidiomycota; Agaricomycetes; Cantharellales; Ceratobasidiaceae. The transcript is spliced from 5 exons. Gene Ontology annotation, biological process: pectin catabolic process. The record is from RefSeq and is a predicted model, not a curated record. Gene Ontology annotation, molecular function: pectate lyase activity. The coding region runs from base 1 to 768 and encodes 255 amino acids. Gene Ontology annotation, cellular component: extracellular region.
AUGUUCGCUCAGACUGCGCUUGCCGCUCCUUCGGAGAAGCGCGCGGCCAGCUGCUCGUUCCCCAACCCAUCCGUGUCCACCAACGUCAAGCUGUCCGCAGCUCGCACCAUCAAGGCUGGCGAGACCUUUGAUGGCAAGAACCUCCGCUACGGCCGUGGUGUCAAGUGGCGGUCAGAAGGAGGGCGGCACCAAGGACGCCGUUCAUCCUCGAUCGCUGCUCCAUUCAAGCUGGCUAACGAGGGUGUGCACUGCCAGGGCCCUUGCACCAUCCGCAACGUCUGGUUCGAGGACGUGUGCGAGGACGCCAUCACCAUCAGGCAGAGCUCCGGCACCUCCACCAUCACCGGCGGAGGCGCUAAGAGUGCGUCCGACAAGGUCGUCCACACAACGGCGGAGCCGCCUUACCAUUUCCGCCCAGGUCUCGUCAAGAUCGACUCGUACUGCGUCCAGGACUUCGGCAAGCUCUACCGCUCGUGCGGCAACUGUGGCACCCAGGUCAAGCGCCAGGUGCAGAUCAGCAACAUCAUCGCUCGCAACGGCAAGUUGCUUGCAGGCGUGAACUCGAACUUCGGAGACGUAGCGACGAUCGACCAAGACGAACUCGUACACCAGCCUGACAUCGGUGUGCGACACGUUCCAGGGCAACAACAAGGGCGACGAGCCGACGACGCUGACCAAGAACACGGCCAACGCCAGGUGGGCACGCUUCUCUCUCUACUGUCGUUGCCAUUCACUUACCAGAAAUAUUCGUACAGCUGCAAGUUCUGA